CCGCGCCUUCUUCCACCUCUACUCUCUCUCCUACCUGCCUCACGAGUCUCCCCAUCUCGUCAUGAGCACUCAGUUCGACCCGAACAACGCCCAAAACUUAGUCGAGAUCGAGAAACAGUUCGCUGUCAAGGCAGUCGAACACGCCCAGGUAUACUGGAACCUUCUUGAGAAAGUACAGCCAAGGGAGCUGCGAUUGACAAAAAUCGACGAUGAAAUUUUCAAUGACCUCUCCGAAAAAUUCCCCGAGCUCGUCAAAGAGCCAUAUGACGGCCUAAUCAAACUCAAUGAAGAAUGGAUGAAGAGUCCGGAUGGCAAGAAACGCUGGCGUGAAUUCAUCGAGGCGUACAACGAUAAAGUCAAAGACUACAACUUUGGUUCCCUCAUUCGCACUGACUGUCGAGAUGAAUAUGGGGAGAAGAACACAAUUUUCGUAACCCGUAUGCAGUUCUGCGCAAUUGAGAUCGCACGCAACCGCUUAGGCCUCAACGACGCAGCCCACGAGCUCGCAAAGCGAGAAGCCGAGAAAGAACGUCAACUUAAGGAAAAGGAGAAGCAAGACGCAGAGAAGGCAAAGAAAGGCAAGACUAAACGGUCAUGACACGCAGUUCCUCAAGAGAAAAGGGAAAUUGGGGAUAGGGCUGUACGGCGUGCGAGGGAACAGAAAUAUGGGGUCUCGGGCGGAAGUCACUCUGUACAUUGUCAUACCUUGCUGCGUGUAUUAUUAGGAUAAUAUCGCUAUUGCUAUUGCUUCCGUU
Fomitiporia mediterranea MF3/22 is the source of this 755-nucleotide messenger RNA. Its product is annotated as DUF757-domain-containing protein. The record is from RefSeq and is a predicted model, not a curated record. The coding region runs from base 62 to 598 and encodes 178 amino acids. Lineage: Eukaryota; Fungi; Basidiomycota; Agaricomycetes; Hymenochaetales; Hymenochaetaceae. The transcript has 8 exons. Gene Ontology annotation, cellular component: cytoplasm.